Messenger RNA from Thalassophryne amazonica, 2129 nucleotides. Its product is annotated as BTB/POZ domain-containing protein KCTD12-like. The coding region runs from base 677 to 1522 and encodes 281 amino acids. Gene Ontology annotation, molecular function: protein binding. Gene Ontology annotation, biological process: protein homooligomerization; regulation of G protein-coupled receptor signaling pathway. The record is from RefSeq and is a predicted model, not a curated record. The transcript has a single exon. NCBI's taxonomy places the organism in Eukaryota, Metazoa, Chordata, Actinopteri, Batrachoidiformes, Batrachoididae.
GGGCGGGGUUAACCGGGAGCAAUAACGCAGCCGUGUCCAUUAUACAUUUGCAGCAGAGUUACAGUGUGCCAGAGAAGAGAGCGCACGGACCGAACUGUUGAGCUCCGCGCGUAAUUUGGAGCACGGUGAUGGAAACGACGGAGAUCUUUCUGUUCACGUUUCUCGUCACUCACUACACCUGGAACAUCCUCUUCGUCUGCUGGCUUUAUACCAAUCUGACACCUGCGGAUUUCGUCGACUAUGGGCCGUUGAACUGAAGUUAGACAAGCUGAUCUGCUGGUCUGCACAAAUGAGAGAAGUCGGUCUGGUCAGUUGUACAGUUCGUAUUCUCCAAAGCGCAUUCUCCUGUUUUGGACAGCGCGCGUUUUACGCGUAAAAAGAAAACAAAAAGGACAUGGACAUUAACUGAAAGCUGGUGCAAACGUUCUGCGUUAUGCUUCAGCUGUUGUUUUUAUUUGAUGCAAGAAUAAAUGGCGCAUUUGAGUGAUUUUAUUGCGCACCGCUGCGGUUGAGCUGCACAUGCGGUGCGCACACACUUGCCGCAUCAGGACCUGAGAUCUUUUAACCUCAUCCAACACCGCCAGAGGUUUGUCUGCAACUGCCUCUGCAGACUGGACUUCCACCACAAGCAAGCCGAUAGAGUUUGAAGGAUUCAGCCAAUCUGUUUGGCAGGAAGAUGGCUUUACCCGACAGUGGCAUAGGUGGGGAGGAAGUGCCCUUCCCAGAGAUCAUAGAGCUCAAUGUUGGGGGUCAGGUGUACAUAACCCGCUAUUCCACCCUCACAAGUGUGCCAGACUCCCUGCUGUGGGAGAUGUUCAGUCGGAAGUCCACCAAAGGUCUGGCGAGGGACACCAAGGGGAGAUUCUUUGUGGACCGUGACGGAUUCCUGUUCCGUUACAUCCUGGACUACAUGCGAGACCAGCAGCUGGUUCUCCCUGACCAUUUCCCAGAGCGCGGCCGUCUGCAGAGGGAGGCUGAGUUCUUCAACCUACCUGAGCUCGUGAAGCAACUGGCGCCAAAAAUCAGCAAGCAGAACUCCUUGGGUGACGAGGGAUGUCAGAGUGACCCAGAGGACUCCUCACCGGGGAUUGAUACAGCCCGUAACCUUGGCUCCUUGGGCGCUGCUGCCUGUGCCAGCCUGGUACCAGGUGCUCUGGAUGGCAAACGGUCUGGCUUCAUCACAAUUGGCUAUCGGGGUUCAUACACGCUAGGCCGUGAUAGCCAUACCGACGCCAAAUUCCGCCGGGUGGCGCGGAUCAUGGUGUGUGGGAAGACCUCCCUGGCCAAAGAGGUGUUUGGUGAGACGCUGAAUGAGAGCCGCGACCCCGACCGACCCCCGGAGCGCUACACAUCCCGCUACUAUCUCAAGUUCACGUUUCUGGAGCAGGCUUUUGACAAGCUGGCAGAUGCAGGUUUCCACAUGGUGGCGUGUAAUUCUACGGGAACCUGCGCCUUCGCCCAUGAGCAGACGGAUGACAAGAUCUGGACCAGCUACACUGAAUAUGUGUUCUACCGUGAGUGAGACUAUGUUUCCCCCAGUUCCCAAACCUGUCUCCAAAUGUCCCAUCCAGUCUUUACUCCGAUGGCUCUUGCUCCAGUAGAUGUUCCGUAGAUGUUGUGCUCCUCCGUUCAUUUCUCUGCAGCUUUGACCCUAUGAACUACGCCAAUGGCUGACUCUUCUUCUUACCAAUCCCAAAUCCAUCGAACCCCCUCCCUACCACCUCCAUCCUCAGGUCCAUCUUUCACCCUCCCUUGGGUCACUGUUUCAUCUAGAUGUAGCUGCCCCACCCUUCCCCCAAGUCUUUGACCAUGCCAACCUUUCCCACAGAAACUGAUACCCUCUAUAUGUACCCCCACCCCCUGCCCCUACUUUUUUACUCUGUUUCAUCUGCCUUGGUGAAGCACAAUACUGUAUCCAAGAGCUCGUUUCAUUAAACUGCGGUCCAGUGUGCCACUGGACCCGUCAUAACAGCAUAAUAGAAGGGCUUCAAAGAGUGGCCAUGAUGUACAAUGCAUUACUUUGCCUGCUUACUCGAGCAGAUCGGACUUUCUUCUGUUCCUCUGAACUAAAAUUACCAAAUAAUUGGACAUCUUAUCAGCCUUGAGGGACAUCAGCAGCUCAGCACAAG